This is a messenger RNA of Eutrema salsugineum, 2429 nucleotides long. RefSeq names its product ATP-dependent zinc metalloprotease FTSH 5, chloroplastic. Gene Ontology annotation, biological process: proteolysis. Gene Ontology annotation, molecular function: ATP-dependent peptidase activity; ATP binding; metalloendopeptidase activity. The coding region runs from base 171 to 2291 and encodes 706 amino acids. The record is from RefSeq and is a predicted model, not a curated record. Lineage: Eukaryota; Viridiplantae; Streptophyta; Magnoliopsida; Brassicales; Brassicaceae. The transcript is spliced from 5 exons. Gene Ontology annotation, cellular component: chloroplast thylakoid; membrane.
UCAAGCAAUCACUCGAGCUUGAGGUUAUGGCUUCCGUUUAAACCCAAAAAUUCCAAAUUGCAGAGAAAAACAAUUCAAAGCUCCUUACUUUCGCCUUUCCCAUCUUCUAAUCUGUUUCAAAAUCGAAUCUUUAUCCUCCUGAAGAAGGUGAAGAAGAAGAGGGAGCUUCAAUGGCGGCCACAUCUUCUAACCCGUUACUACUCACCUCGAAUUUCCUCGGUUCCAAGAUCAUAAUUUCAGCUACGAAGCCAUCGAUUCCAUUCUCGCUCUUCUCCCAAAGGAAAUUUCAGGUCUCUAGAUCAGAAAACCGAAAGCUCACGAAACCGUUGUUGCCAUCGCAAGCUGCGUUAGCGACUCUGCUGUUUUCAUCGCCGUCGCUAGCAAUCGCCGAGCCUUACACAGUGGCUCAGCCUCCUGCACCGACCGAUACAAUCACCGUUGAAGCUCAGGCGAUAACUCCGUCUGCGACUGCGUUUGGCCAGAACGUGCUCCAGACAGCACCUAAUCCUCAGGCUCAGUCACCGGACAUUCCAGAUGGAACACAGUGGCGAUACAGCGAGUUCCUAAACUCCGUUAAGAAAGGUAAAGUGGAGAGAGUUAAAUUCAGCAAAGACGGCUCCGUUCUCCAGCUCACCGCCGUCGAUGGCCGUCGCGCCACCGUCAUUGUCCCCAACGAUCCGGACCUAAUCGAUAUCCUCGCCAUGAACGGAGUCGAUAUAUCGGUUUCCGAAGGAGAAUCCGGGAAUGGUUUGUUCGAUUUCAUCGGUAAUCUGAUUUUCCCUUUGCUUGCCUUUGGAGGGUUGUUUUAUCUCUUCCGUGGAGGUCAAGGUGGUCCAGGAGGUCCCGGAGGUCUCGGAGGUCCGAUGGAUUUCGGAAGGUCGAAAUCAAAGUUCCAGGAAGUUCCUGAAACCGGAGUUACAUUUGGAGACGUUGCAGGAGCUGAUCAGGCUAAGCUUGAGUUGCAAGAAGUUGUUGAUUUCUUGAAGAAUCCAGACAAGUACACAGCUUUAGGAGCUAAGAUACCUAAAGGGUGUUUGUUGGUUGGUCCUCCGGGGACGGGGAAGACGCUGCUGGCUAGAGCGGUGGCCGGAGAAGCAGGAGUGCCAUUCUUCUCGUGUGCUGCUUCGGAGUUCGUUGAGCUUUUCGUUGGUGUUGGUGCGUCUAGAGUUAGGGAUUUGUUUGAGAAGGCGAAAGCGAAAGCUCCUUGUAUUGUUUUUAUAGAUGAGAUUGAUGCUGUUGGUAGGCAAAGAGGAGCUGGUAUGGGAGGUGGAAAUGAUGAGAGAGAACAGACGAUUAAUCAGCUUUUGACGGAGAUGGAUGGUUUCUCUGGUAACUCUGGUGUCAUUGUGUUGGCUGCGACUAAUAGGCCGGAUGUUCUUGACUCUGCGCUUCUUAGACCGGGAAGAUUCGACAGGCAAGUCACUGUGGAUAGGCCUGAUGUUGCUGGCAGAGUCAAAAUCCUUCAGGUGCAUUCUAGAGGGAAGGCUAUUGGUAAGGAUGUGGACUAUGAGAAGGUUGCAAGGAGAACUCCAGGCUUCACAGGUGCAGAUUUGCAGAACCUGAUGAAUGAAGCAGCCAUUCUUGCGGCUAGGCGUGAGCUUAAGGAGAUAAGCAAGGACGAAAUAUCUGAUGCUCUUGAGAGGAUCAUUGCUGGACCUGAGAAGAAGAACGCUGUUGUCUCUGAGGAGAAAAAAAGACUCGUUGCUUAUCAUGAGGCUGGGCAUGCUUUAGUUGGUGCGCUUAUGCCAGAGUAUGAUCCAGUGGCCAAGAUAUCGAUUCUUCCCCGUGGACAAGCAGGUGGGCUCACGUUUUUCGCACCUAGUGAAGAGAGACUUGAGUCUGGACUAUAUAGCAGAAGCUACCUUGAGAAUCAAAUGGCUGUUGCACUCGGUGGAAGAGUUGCGGAGGAGGUGAUCUUUGGAGACGAGAAUGUGACGACUGGAGCAUCAAAUGAUUUCAUGCAGGUGUCACGUGUAGCUCGCCAAAUGGUUGAGAGAUUCGGUUUCAGUAAAAAGAUUGGACAAGUUGCAGUUGGUGGAGCAGGAGGAAACCCUUUCAUGGGUCAACAGAUGUCAUCGCAGAAGGAUUACUCGAUGGCAACAGCGGAUAUUGUGGACGCGGAAGUGAGAGAGCUUGUGGAGAAGGCGUACGCGAGGGCUAAGGAGAUUGUAACAACUCAAAUUGAUAUCCUACACAAGCUUGCUCAGCUCCUGAUUGAGAAAGAAACUGUGGAUGGUGAAGAGUUCAUGAGUCUUUUCAUUGAUGGACAAGCUGAGUUGUAUGUUUCUUGAAUCAAAUGAUUUUGGCUUGUAAAAAGCCAUUAAUUAGCUUCAAUGUAUACAGUACUGGAUGUUGUUAAUAGACGCUUUGAGAACAUGUCUUCUGACUCUUUGAGGGUAUAUAUUAUGUCUCUUCUGUGUUCUGUUUUA